This is a messenger RNA of Candida dubliniensis CD36, 795 nucleotides long. Its product is annotated as acetate uptake transporter family protein. Gene Ontology annotation, molecular function: acetate transmembrane transporter activity. The record is from RefSeq and is a predicted model, not a curated record. Gene Ontology annotation, cellular component: plasma membrane. NCBI's taxonomy places the organism in Eukaryota, Fungi, Ascomycota, Pichiomycetes, Serinales, Debaryomycetaceae. Bases 1 to 795 code for a protein of 264 amino acids. The transcript has a single exon.
AUGUCAAUCAGUUCAGAACCAUCAAACGAUAAAACACAAUAUUCAAAUCAUAGUAAUAUUACACUGCCAGUACAAGCCAUAUCAUAUGCUGGUGAAGGAGAUGAAUAUGUUAUAUUAAAUAAUAAAAAAUAUUAUCGUCAUGAAUUAAUGACAGCAUUUUUGGGUACUUUUAAUCCUGGUUAUGCACCUUAUCCAAAACAUGAAUUUGGUAAUGCUUCAGCUCUUGGUUUAGCAAGUUUUGCUCUUUCAGCAUUUGUAUUAGGAUUAUAUUAUGCUGGUGCCAAAGGAAUAUCUACUCCUAAUGUUAUUGUUUCCCUUGCUGUGUUUUAUGGUGGAUUAGCUGAAUUUUUAGCUGGUGUUUGGGAAUUUUUCAAUGGUAAUACUUUUGCCUUUACGGUUUUUUGUAGUUAUGGAGCAUUUUGGAUCACUUUUGGUUGUAUGAAUGUUCCAUCAUUUGCUAUACUUUCAGCUUAUGAUGAAGAUCCUAUCAUGUUAGGUAAUGCCCUUGGGUUUUUCUUGAUUGGUUGGGGGUUAUUUACAUUCUUGAUGUUAUUAUUAACUUUUAAAGCUACCGUUGUAUUUGUUUUGUUAUUUACAACUUUAGAUAUAGGUUUUUUUAUAUUGGCAGCAGCAAAUAUGACUGGUAAUACCACAUGUACUAAAGUUGGUGGUAUUUUUGUUGUGAUUAGUUCUAUCUGUGGUUGGUACGGUAUGAUUUCUGGUAUGGCAGAUAGAUUCAAUUCAUAUUUCACUGUUCAUCCACUUCCAAUUCCUCAAUUUGGAAAGAAAGUUUGA